CGCGGGUCCAUUGUCCAAGAACGACAAACAGUGACCUCCGAUACUGGGCUUGAACGAUAUCUUUCGUCCGUUCUCACGGAACACCCCUUGUGUGAGAGCAUUAUAUUAGCGAGGGAAGGCAACGCGGGCGCCAGUCGCGCGCCGGCCGUCGCUGCACGCAUGUGUCUCGAUCUUCUACCGUACUUUAACUGCUUACGUAGAAGGAAUCUGCCGCGAUGAAUACGCGAGUGAUCGUGUCUUUUAUUCUAGUCAGUUUAAACUAUUCUAGUUUAGGCGAGAUGGGGGCGUGCGCGAACUGUGCGAACGGUGAGCUUAGUGUCACUGAGCUGACGGAGGCUAGGAUAGAGUUUGUUAAGCAGCAGAUAUUGAAGAAGUUGAGGCUGAGCAGGAAGCCGACGGUGGCUGUGCCGGUGAACAGCUUACCGAUGCCCGUGGCGCAGGGGCAGACGCUGAGCCAGGGGUCCGACAAACCACCGGAGUUCGACGACUAUUAUGGACGGACGGAACAGAAGAUUAUAUUUCCAGUAGAAGGUGAAUGCCUCACGUCUGGACGGUAUCCGUUCACCUGCCUGCAGUUCGAGUUACCGCCGGACGUUGAGCCGGAAGAAGUAACCGUCGUCGAGCUGUGGUUCUAUAAGGAGCGUGAUCCACUAGACGAAUACAAUCAAACCUUCGUUAUAUCUGAAGCAGCGCAUUGGGACAGCCAGCAACAGUUUAAGAAGACGAAGCCAAUUGCAAUCAAGGAGACGGAUAUUGGUGAAGGUUGGGUGAGAGUGGAGUUGGCCUGGGCUGUGAGGGUCUGGCUCGAGGGGACUGAGAGGUUGCAUACGUUACAUGUGGCUUGUAGGACAUGUCAGCUGCGCCGAGCUCCUCUCUCCUUCCACGAAAAACGCCGCCCAUUCCUGGUCCUAUAUACCAAGUAUGCCGGCAAACGUCGUCGUGGCAGGACACUGGAGUGUGGAGCUACCACCAGUGAAUGUUGUAGGGAACCUCUUUACGUCAGCUUUAAGGAACUUGGCUGGGAUGACUGGAUCAUCAGACCGGCGGGCUACCACGCGUACUUUUGUAAAGGGACUUGUGCCCCAAUUUCAGCUGUAUCGCAGGCAGAUAGCUAUCACCACAAUAUUAUCAGAAAAUAUUUCUAUUCUGUAUCAAAUGAAAGAAAAGCGGAGUUCAAGCCAUGCUGCGCUCCGACAACAUUUAGUUCACUGCAAUUACUCUACAUGGACUCAAAUAACACGGUGACGCAGAAGACUCUACCAAAUAUGGUGGUAGAAUCAUGUGGGUGCAUGUGAGGUGAAUUCAAUGACCUAAACAUUUAAGGGACUUGUGGAAAUAAAAAUUGGAUAAGACGAUCAGCUACUUGAUUGAAGAAGCUUGUUGCUGUAUUUUUCAAGUUGCAUAUUUGUCUUAAAGAAGUCGGUUAUUAAAUCACUUAUUCCAAUCAAAAUCGUAAUUGGACACGUGGAACUAUUUUGAGUGCUAGGCAGAUGUCAAAGAUUUAUUGAUAUUGUGUUGCUGAAAAUACAAGGAGAGAUAAAUGAAAUGAGUUAGAAGCAAUUUGGGAUAGUG
Molecule: messenger RNA, 1572 nt
Organism: Vanessa tameamea
Lineage: Eukaryota; Metazoa; Arthropoda; Insecta; Lepidoptera; Nymphalidae
Gene: daw
Product: inhibin beta B chain
Exons: 5
Coding region: 216-1295 (359 amino acids)
Cellular component (GO): extracellular region
Molecular function (GO): growth factor activity; cytokine activity
Source: RefSeq, a predicted model, not a curated record